ACGGGACAAAAACUAGUAUAUAUUUAUUUAGUAACGAAAACACCAAAAAAUAAGCUAAUUAUUAGACUCUCUUUCAACAUAGCGUCGGCUGGUUGAUCUUUUUGGAGAGAGAAAACAGAGACGGCGAUGAACGGAGCGAGAUUAGGGGGGAAAAUCACCUGCGCCGCUUCGCUAUUUAUCUAUUCAUAGCUCGUCCGACGAUUUUGAUAGUAAGCCUCUCGAUUUUUGAAUUCUUUGCGCGCGGAGGGUGGGUGAAUUGAAGGAGAUAUACGAUUUCAAUUUCCUUUUCUUCUCUUUUCUAGGGUUUCACGUUUCGUUUGGAGAUCGUGUUGAUUUUGGGGGGUUUUCUCUAUUUUUCUUAUUUUGAAGCAAAUAGGGUUUAUUGAUUGGUGGGAGGCCUUUUCUUUUCGGAUUAUGUGCUGUUCCAGAUCCGAUUCGAAUCCCAAAUUCAAAAUAUCAAUUCUUUUUUUUUUCUUCUCUGUAUUAAAUAGGCUUGUGGGUUUGGUUGUUGGAAAACCUGUAGAUUCUGUUUAACAAUUGUUGAUUAUGGCUGUUGGAAAACCUGGGCCAUACAGAGGCAACGAAUUUAGGGGCCGUGAGGGUGAUUUUGGGAUGCCGAGGAGAGGCAAUGGGUAUACGAAAGUGGAAUAUGAUCGCGUUCGGAAUGGGGAUUGGGAUUAUGAGAGGGGCUAUGGUCGGGGCCGGGAUCGAGAUAGUCGGGAGGUUAGAGUCAAGGAAAGGGAGGUGAUGAAUGGUAGCUAUCACUCCAUAUCUAGCCGAAGUGAUUCUGGAAGUAGCGGUAGUGGUGGUGCAAGGAGACAUGGGCUUGCAGUGAGUGCCAUGGAUCGAGAGCCUGGGGAGCUUUCUAGUGACGGGUCUGAUGUGGCUAUUGAUUCGGAAAGUCAAGCCAAUAGAGUGCCUGAUAUAGAAAUGGUGGAUAAUGCUGAUCAGUCUGCUUCAAUGCAGAACAAGAAGAGGAAGUUUUCGCCAAUUGUUUGGGAUGGAGACCAUAAGGAGGUAAGCAGAACAGAUAAAAGUAACAGCACUGUAGUUACUACUAAUCCAUUACUUGCUUCGGUAAAAUCAUCUCAGCAUUCACUAAAACCAGAAACUGGUGCGCUUGAGAAUGCACGGUCUUCACCCGCAUAUGAGAAUCAGGUUGGUUUAGAAGCAUCGCUUUCUAAAGUUGAGCUGAGAUCUUUGUCUGAAUUCCCAGAUGAAACAUCUUCUAUGCGAACCGAAGAUCAGUGGGUCAAAAAGAUGGAAACAGGGUCUCUGGAAGGUGAUGAUUCUGUUCCCACAAGAACCAUUAAUUCAUCCCGGUGGGCCAAUGAUGCCGACUCCCCUGCCGAUGAAGGUGAAAUUUCGGAUUAUGAAGACAUGCCUAAACUAAACAGGAAUUAUCGUGCAGAAUCAACUGAUCUGAGAAGAUUCAGUAAAUCAAUAAGUCCUGAAGUUGGGGAGGUCAAAAGAGAAGGCUCCGAAGGGUCUGGUGGGAGGUCUUCUAGGUCUGAUGGACUUCUUAGGUCCUCCAGUAGAGAUAGGUAUCAUGAAGAAGAUGACAAUAACGAAUAUAUGGCGAUAGACGAGGAUCGUAAUUUUGAUGGUGCUAGAGCUAGCCAUUCUGAUACAGAUUCUGAGGAUGAUUGUGGUUCUCAUGGUACCUCGGAGCCCCUGCAACUUCCACGAAGAAGUGUUAAUAUGCUUCAAGGUUGCAGAAGAGUCGAUGAGUUUGAGAGACUCAACAAGAUAGAUGAAGGGACAUAUGGGGUUGUAUUUAGGGCCAGGGAUAGGAAGACUGGAGAAAUUGUUGCUCUGAAGCAGGUUAAGAUGGAUAAGGAGAGAGAAGGGUUUCCUUUGACUUCACUGAGGGAGAUAAACAUCCUUUUAUCUUUUGAUCAUCCCUCCAUUGUGGAUGUCAAAGAAGUAGUGGUGGGGAGCAAUCAAGACCACAUCUAUAUGGUUAUGGAGUACAUGGAACACGAUCUUAAGGCAUUGAUGGAGACCAUGAAGCAGCCAUUUAGUCAAAGUGAAGUUAAAUGCCUCAUGCUCCAACUUUUGAGCGGUGUCAACUACCUCCAUGACAAUUGGGUGCUUCACAGAGAUUUGAAAACAUCAAAUUUGCUUUUGAAUAACUGCGGUGAGUUGAAGAUUUGUGACUUUGGUCUUGCUCGUCAAUAUGGGAGCCCACUAAAACCAUAUACGCAGCUGGUGGUUACUCUUUGGUACAGAGCGCCUGAACUUCUUCUGGGAACAAAGCAAUAUUCUACCGCAAUUGACAUGUGGUCCUUGGGGUGCAUUAUGGCUGAGCUGUUAUCAAAAGAGCCUCUUUUCAAUGGGAAGACAGAGUUUGAACAGCUAGGCAAGAUUUUCAAGAUCCUGGGAACCCCUAAUGAGACCAUUUGGCCGGGGUAUUCUAAGCUCCCUGGUGUCAAGGCGAACUUCGUCAAGCAUCAGUACAACCUAUUACGUAGGAAGUUUCCACCAACUUCUUUUACUGGGUCACCCGUGCUUUCUGAUGCUGGAUUUGACCUCAUGAACAAGCUUCUAACUUAUGACCCUGAAAAGCGGAUAUCAGCUAAAGACGCUCUCAACCAUGAAUGGUUCAGUGAAGUUCCACUUCCGAAAUCAAAGGAGUUCAUGCCUACUUUUCCUGCACAUCAUGCACGAGAUAGGCGUAUGAGAAGGGUAAUGAAGAGUCCUGACCCGUUAGAAGAACUACAGAAGCUUCAGCAAGAAGGAUAUGGCACUGGUGUUUUUUCGGUCAAUAAGAUAUGAAUUGGCUUCUUGAUUCUGCAGUAUCGAAUUCGCACGGGAGAGGCAUUUUUGCUGAACUAGGUGCAAACAUUUCCUUGCUCUAUUCAUGAAUCAGACAUCGUGCGUGUUGAAAUUUCUAGUUGGACUUCAGUGAUGUUAAUAACCUGUCUUUGACGUAACUUGCCUGGAAGAGGUGGUGUGUAAAGCGGUGAGGAGAUUCUUGGCUUCUCAUAGUCGAAGAAUGUGACAAAAUGUAGCAUCAGGAGUAUUCAAGCAAGCAGGUUGAGGGCUAUGACCUGGCAAUGUUAGAAACUCAAAAUCACUUUUCCAUUGACAAAUUUUCAUAUUUGUGCUCUGAAGUUCAAGAAAGGUACAUAGCAUGCCUUAUUAUUUGUCUCCUGAACUUGUUCAUUCUAAAUUCUUCUUUCUGUACUUCUUAUGGUCUCUGUUUAAUUUUUGGUUGUCUUUUUAUUUUAUUUUUUUUCCUGUCCAAGGCUUGCAGUGUAGCAUAUCAAUGGAAAUGCAUAUAUUAUGUUUUUCACAACUUCCCAAUUAGUUAAUAUGUUUUUUCUUCUUUUUUUUUCGUAAGUGAAAAUUUAACUCGGCAUAUGAAAACUAUUCCUGGAAACUUUCCCAACUGUUCUGGAGAUGAAUAUGUUGUGCCUUUGCUCUCUUACAAGCAUUCACCUUCAUGAUCAAAGUUUUUUCCGUGCUGAUUAUUCUGGCUCUUUCUUAUCCAACACAAAUAAUUGUUGCCCGAGUGGCCAAUGAUUGUUUGGAAGUGUCAGGUCAUUAGCCUGUGGUGGAAUUCGGUUCAAAAUUGAUGAAUUGUCUCGGACGAAUUGGAGUGUAAAGGAUACAAAAGAUAGCCAGUCAUUUGUUUACGAGCUGUGACCAGAAUCGAUCAAAUUUGCCACACCUCUAGUAUUCUACAUCCAUAGUGUAAUGUUAUGUGGUUGAAUAAAACUUCUAUUAUUAAAAUUUACAUGAACGUUGUACUGCUAUUUGGAGAUUAUUUGGAGAUAAGUGGUACCUUGCUGUAAUGUAAUAUAAUGUUUUUAUUUUUUUUUUCCUUUCUUGGUGUGUUUAAAAAUUUGAAAGCGUG
Molecule: messenger RNA, 3862 nt
Organism: Striga asiatica
Lineage: Eukaryota; Viridiplantae; Streptophyta; Magnoliopsida; Lamiales; Orobanchaceae
Source: the annotation of a GenBank genome assembly